AACAGAGGCGACUAGAAUAUUCUCUAUGUAGAGGUUAUGUUGUAUUUCUCGUGAUGUUUUUAAAUUACUAAAUACUAGAAAGAUUAAAAUUAGGUGUGUUCUAAAUAUUUUUUAUAAUGUCCAACGUAUUUGGAUUAUUAGUAUCGGGAAGACUGGUGCAGACCGAUUUCAUGCCACUUUCGGAGACGCAAUUCCUAGUGACUAUACCGGAGGCCGAUGCAAUCAACCACGCGGCGGUAUUUUUGACAGGAGUAACACCACUGCCGGCGGGCACGGCUGGCAUGGUGUACUGGAGCUGGCCAGAUCCCUCUGCGCCACCUAAUUGGCAGCUGCUUGGACACAUUUCGAAUGCCAAACCUUCGGCCAUAUUCAAAAUUGGCAAUUUAAAGAAACUACAUGAACUUCCUAAUGAGAACAAGUUCAGCAGUGCCUUUGGUCAACAACAAAUUUGUCACAAUGCACAAAUUGGUAUAUCUAUAGAACCAGAGGAAAAUGUACAGCUUCUUGCUUCUUCAGUGGCCUCGGAGACUACUAACUCUUAUAUCACAUUCGCCCAGAAAAUGUUAGAGAAUUUGGUGAAUUUUGUGGCAUCAUUUUCGGUGACUCAAGAGCAAAUGACACCCACUCCAGGAGUCUUGUACAUCCCUCUCAACACUCUCCACACAUGGUAUCAAAACUUUGAGCGACGGUUGCAGCAGAAUCCGAACUUCUGGAAAAACUAAAUUUGUUGUGUCCAACGCAUAAAUGAGGAAUUUUGCAAUGCACUGUUGUGCAACAAAUAGGGGUGACGACUGGGCAAAAAAAAGAAAAUUUUAUUUAGGCCGUCAAUCAGUUGGUAGAAAAUUUUUUGAUACGUAUUUCUUUAUUCUUCAAUUUAACAAGAAAUAGCUUAGAUAACAGGUGUUACUUCACAGUUUAGUAGAAAUUGAACGAAAGGGUGACAUCAUAUGACAUUUUAACUGAAAAUAUACAAAAAAUAUGUGUUUAAUAUUUUUCAACAAUCUACCUGCCGGACAUACAAAAAAAUUGUCGUCAUCCCAAUAGUUGUAAUUUAUUAUGAAAACAGUGAUUUUGCACCUGAGUAAGUGAAAAUGAUUUUGUGCUGCUUCACAAUGAAUUAAAACAAUGAGUUUCCUUAAUUUACAAGAAAUCACCUAACUAUUGGUUAUUACUUAUUUUAUUAUUUUUCCACUUUUUCUCAGCUCUUGACGUGAUUGUUAUUGCAAUAAGCAUUUGUGAUUAUAAAUAAGUAGUAAGAAUCAGUAUCGUAACUUCACUGCAAACAGUUGAACCUCGAAAGGGCUGAAAGGGCAAUUUUAGUCAAAUGCUCUAAUAAAACAAAAUUGGAACCGUUAUUGUGCCAGGAUCCUGGGGCCUUUAAUUAUUUUUCUUUAGAAAAAAAUUGUUAAUGAGUGCAUAAGGCAUUCAUCACUGCAGCAUCAGUAAGCUAGUUAAUACAAGGCUGAUAAAUUUAUUUAUGCUGUUAGAUUUUUGCUGUGGCUGCAUACAGACUAUUGUCACGCGCAACGCCACGUGUCCAUAGCACAUACAAUAGUUUGAACAUGAGCAAUAUUAAAAUAGGAAAAUAUGGACUCAAAACAUCUGUCUGGAACAUACUGGUGGGUUUUUAUCUGAUUGAGAUAAACCUCUGUCGCCUUUACGAUUCUUUAGGGCCCUACUAUAUUUGAUAUAGAAUUGAGGAGUAAAUAAAGAUUAGACAUAAUAUGAAUGACUUUGAUGAAAUCGUAAAAGAAAUAUGUAAAGACUGUGCUAUGCUAUGUAAAUAAAAUAUUAUGAAUAAUAAGUUUUUUUAUCACUCUG
Diatraea saccharalis (sugarcane borer) is the source of this 1821-nucleotide messenger RNA. NCBI's taxonomy places the organism in Eukaryota, Metazoa, Arthropoda, Insecta, Lepidoptera, Crambidae. The record is from the annotation of a GenBank genome assembly.